Messenger RNA from Perkinsus marinus ATCC 50983, 1162 nucleotides. RefSeq lists its product as hypothetical. The record is from RefSeq and is a predicted model, not a curated record. The coding region runs from base 1 to 1161 and encodes 386 amino acids. Lineage: Eukaryota; Perkinsozoa; Perkinsida; Perkinsidae. Gene Ontology annotation, cellular component: lysosome; nucleus; Gtr1-Gtr2 GTPase complex. Gene Ontology annotation, biological process: cellular response to starvation; cellular response to amino acid stimulus; positive regulation of TOR signaling. The transcript is spliced from 14 exons. Gene Ontology annotation, molecular function: GTPase activity; GTP binding.
AUGCAGUUUCCCCCCGCUAUGUCUAUCGGUGCCGAUGCAGAGUUGAGCGUAUUUUCGGAUGAUGUAGUGCCGAAAAUUCUGGUUUGUGGUUUGCCGAGGUCUGGAAAAUCGUCAAUCAUUCGCGUCGUGUUUGGGAAAACUUCUCCCCACGAGACGGCGUAUUUGGAGCCCACUGUUAUGCCUGAAGUCAGACAUGUUGCGAAUCACCUUGUUCACGUGAAGAUUGUUGAUGUGCCGUCUACGUAUCAGCUCGAUAGGGAGUCUGAGAGCGAUAUUACUGAGCAGGACAGAACGUGGUUCGCCAAAACUGUGGCUAUAGUCUUUGUUAUUGAUUCUCUGGAGGAUAACUGGCACCAAGCAAUUCUGUAUGCACGUCGUGUGGUUCGCCGCGCAAUAAGGGUGAAUUCUAAUAUCGUUUUUCAGGUAUUUUACCAUAAAAUCGACAGCAAUUACAGAUUUGACGGUUCUUAUAGUGGUGAUGGUAUGAAUUCUCUGCACGGGGAAGACAUCUCAGACGCGUAUGUGAAAGAAUUGCAGGCUUCCUUAGAUGAGGAUCUUUAUAGAAAUGGUUGUCGUGUUGGUAUUACUUGGCACUGCACGAGUAUAUACGAUCACUCCGUUUUCGACUGUUUCUCAAGACUAUUGCAGCAGUUAUCAGUAGUACAUCCACACGGUCAGUGCGUUGAACAAUUGUUGGAUUCGUUGGUGUCGAAUUGUCGUAUGGAGAGGGCGUAUCUUUUUGAUAUCGUCUCCAAGGUGUACUUGGCGAGCGACUCGGGAUUUGGUGGUGGCGAUUCGGUAUUGUCUUAUGAGCUUAUGUCGGAUAUGUUGGAUGUUAUUAUCGAUACUAGUUGUAUUUAUGGAAUUGGUGCGGGAAAAAAUGAGGGGAGAGGAACGCGAGAUGCUGCAGUUAUACAGCAAGGAGCGACUCCUGCGUCGUUGGCCAUCAAUUCGGCGAGCUCCUGUACAAUUUCCCUGAGUAACGGUUUGAUAUUGUAUAUGAAAGAGGUGGAUACAUUCCUGGCGUUGGUAUGUCAAAUCAAAGAAGAGUAUUUCGACAGGACCUUUCUAGUGGAUCACAAUAUUAAUAAGUUUAAGGAAAGUCUGGCGCAGGUGUUGGGCAGCUCGCCGACACAGACUGAGGUAAAGAAGAUCUCUUAGA